UAAACAAAGGAACCGCUCAAAACCCUUCUCUAUUUAUCUCCCAAAUUUCCUCCCUAUCCCUCGCCAUUCUCUUCUCUAUCUUCCUCCUCAUAUCUUCUCUCUGAUUUCUGGAGGAUUUUUAUUUAAAGAAAAAAAAUCUUGUUUUUUCAGAAGGAAAAAUAAGAAGGCCAUGGCAGGAAGUGGUGUAGUAACAGUAUAUGGAAAUGGAGCAAUAACAGAGGCAAAAACCUCACCAUUCUCUGUUAAAGUAGGAUUAGCACAGAUGCUUAGAGGAGGAGUAAUCAUGGAUGUUGUUAAUGCAGAACAAGCCAGAAUCGCUGAAGAAGCAGGUGCUUGUGCUGUCAUGGCAUUAGAACGUGUACCAGCAGAUAUUCGUGCUCAAGGUGGUGUUGCUCGUAUGAGUGAUCCACAGAUGAUUAAAGAAAUCAAACAGGCUGUUACUAUUCCUGUCAUGGCUAAAGCUCGAAUUGGUCAUUUUGUUGAAGCUCAGAUUCUUGAAGCGAUUGGUGUUGAUUAUAUCGAUGAGAGUGAGGUUUUGACCCUUGCUGAUGAAGAACAUCAUAUUAAUAAGCAUAAUUUCAGGAUUCCAUUUGUUUGUGGUUGUCGUAAUCUUGGAGAAGCCCUAAGGAGGAUUCGAGAAGGUGCGGCCAUGAUUCGAACAAAAGGUGAAGCUGGAACUGGUAAUGUUGUGGAAGCUGUUAGGCAUGUGAGGUCUGUCAUGGGUGAUAUUAGACUUCUUCGUAAUAUGGAUGAUGAUGAGGUGUUUUCAUUUGCAAAGAAAAUUGCUGCUCCUUAUGAUUUAGUUAUGCAGACUAAACAACUUGGUAGACUUCCUGUGGUUCAAUUUGCUGCUGGUGGUGUUGCUACUCCUGCUGAUGCUGCUUUGAUGAUGCAAUUGGGCUGUGACGGUGUUUUUGUUGGUUCUGGUGUCUUUAAGAGUGGUGAUCCUGCUCGACGUGCGAGGGCUAUUGUGCAAGCUGUGACUCAUUACAGCGAUCCUGAUAUUCUUGCUGAUGUUAGCUCUGGCUUGGGUGAAGCUAUGGUUGGUAUUAACCUUAAUGAUAGUAAGGUUGAAAGAUUUGCUGCUCGGUCUGAAUGAAUAAUCAAAGGCUUGGAUUCGGAUGAAUUGCAUUGGAGGUGAGAAUUAGACCUCAUUUCCUUGCUGUUCUUUGGUUAUUCAGGAAAAAAAAAGGUUCAUAUAUGAAUGUUUCGUUUUUUAUUUGUACCAAUGUGUCUGGUAGAUAUAGAUAGUGGUGGGGAUCUUUUAAAAUGUUAGGUGUUCUAGUUUUUUUUCUCUUCUGUAUAACUGAAGAAGAAAGGUUGUUGUUUUUAAGAAUCUUAUGGAAUGAUGUUUGGUUCAGAUAUAUUCUAUUGAAUAUUCCCUAAUAAUAAUGCUAUAUAUUGUCGCAA
Molecule: messenger RNA, 1410 nt
Organism: Papaver somniferum (opium poppy)
Lineage: Eukaryota; Viridiplantae; Streptophyta; Magnoliopsida; Ranunculales; Papaveraceae
Product: pyridoxal 5'-phosphate synthase subunit PDX1.3
Exons: 2
Coding region: 170-1099 (309 amino acids)
Biological process (GO): pyridoxine biosynthetic process; amino acid metabolic process; pyridoxal 5'-phosphate biosynthetic process
Molecular function (GO): amine-lyase activity
Source: RefSeq, a predicted model, not a curated record